Messenger RNA from Balaenoptera ricei (Rice's whale), 929 nucleotides. Its product is annotated as lymphocyte antigen 6G6e-like. The record is from RefSeq and is a predicted model, not a curated record. Gene Ontology annotation, molecular function: acetylcholine receptor activator activity; acetylcholine receptor binding. Gene Ontology annotation, biological process: desensitization of G protein-coupled receptor signaling pathway; acetylcholine receptor signaling pathway. NCBI's taxonomy places the organism in Eukaryota, Metazoa, Chordata, Mammalia, Artiodactyla, Balaenopteridae. Gene Ontology annotation, cellular component: plasma membrane.
GCUCCACUCUGACAGCGACACCAUCUGCCCAGAGCCAGACUGAGCCUGGAAGGUUCUGGAAGCCAGAAGGACUGAAGUAGUAGGGGCUGGAGGCAGGGGGACAAACGGAGAACUCACGGUUUCCAGUUGGCUUGGUCUGUCUCGGGUCUGGUUGGGGUUUGCGCUCCAGGAAGCCGCAGCGUUCGCCCUCGCCGCAAGUGGUCACGGUCUCUUUGCAGGAGCCGCUGGGGCCUCCACCGCAGUCAUAGCACCGCUUGCGGUUUCCUGGCAGGAGAGAAGAGGUGCUCCAUCUCUCCAACUCUAGGAUCUCCGUGUGCAGAUCACAUUCUCCCAGACUCCUGAGCCCCGGGUCCAGCCAUGGGCACCUCCAGCAUCUUCCUCUGCAUUCUGUUCCUCGGUGGGGCACUGGGUCUCGCCACUUCCCCUGCCUGGAGAUGGCUCCACUGUUACACCUGCAACUUCGCCAAACCCUGCUACCCUGUUCCUACCGAGUGUCAGGAUGAUGAAGUUUGUGGCAUCAGUAUUGGUACCUCAGAGAACAGUGAGGUCAAGGAGCGGAAAGCCUGCCUCCCAAGGACCCAGUGCUCUCUGCAGGGCCAUGCCACCUGCUGGUCACGCUCCUACACUCCUCAGCACCACUGCUGUGAGCAGGACCUGGGCAAUGCGGCCACCACGCCGCAUCGGCCCCCCAGCCUCCUCCUCAUCACCCCGCUCAUCCUCGUGGCCAGCUUCACCUGGGGAGCCCACCUCCUCCACCAGCCUUCAACCCAAGACUCCUCCACUAUCACCGUGGCCCUGGAAACACCUGCACAGACACUUCCGAUCUGCCCAAGAACCUGAUCUUGUACAGAGACCUCACACCCCUUGGGCCCAACACCUUCACGGACCCCUCCCCAAACCUGAUUCCUACAGGCACUGCUCUAGCCCCU